Messenger RNA from Nannospalax galili (Upper Galilee mountains blind mole rat), 2908 nucleotides. It is a transcript of the gene Rmnd1, whose product is annotated as required for meiotic nuclear division 1 homolog. The coding region runs from base 177 to 1550 and encodes 457 amino acids. The transcript has 11 exons. Gene Ontology annotation, biological process: positive regulation of mitochondrial translation. The record is from RefSeq and is a predicted model, not a curated record. Lineage: Eukaryota; Metazoa; Chordata; Mammalia; Rodentia; Spalacidae.
CUCGGGUGGUCACGCGGCCCGGGCCGCUGAUCCUGAGUUCUGAGUGCGCCUGCGCGGCACCGUCGGGGCGGAGCGUCCUCCCGGGAGCUGCCUGCGGUCGGUAGGCUGCGGUGCUGCAGCGGAGCGUGCGCCGUGGCGCUGCCUGAGUCCUUCCCGCCUGAGCCUGAGAUGUGGUGAUGCCAGCCAGAAUUCUCCAGGCCCUGGCUGGUUUACACAGUUUAUCAUCAAAAGCAGAUCAGUGCCGGAGAUUUGCUCACCUGACAUUAAAACCACUUACAGAAUUUGAAAAUACAGCAUGCCACCAGGCCCCGCUAGUACAUCAGAACGUACGUUCUUUCUUUCCUCAUAUAACAGCAGGCAGUUUGAAUAAGCCGAAGAUCCUGGAAAUGAGCCAGGUAAUACCAAAUACAAGGAAACUGUUUGUAUUAAAUGCUGUACGUUGCCAGGACAGAAAAACAUACCUCCCUACCAUGCAGUUGUUUUGGACUCACAGGAAAAUGACCCACAAGCGAAAUCUCCUGGGUUGUAAGUGGUUUGUGAAAGUACUAAAAAGAAAGUACUCAUCGAUAUCAACUGAAACACUUGUUCCAAAACAAGACCGUCCACAGAUCAAGAGACCGCUGAAAGCAUCCAGGACCCGGCAGCCAUCCAGGACCAACCUUCCAGAUCUGUCUGUGAAUGAGGACCUGUUGCACUGCACAGCAUUUGCAACGGCUGAUGAGUAUCACCUGGGAACUCUCUCUCAAGAGCUGGCCUCCCAUGGAUAUGUGGAAGUAACAAGCUUGCCUAGAGAUGCAGCAAAUAUUUUGGUAAUGGGUGUGGAAAGUUCUGCAAAAGAAGGUGACCCAGGAACAAUAUUCUUCUUCAGGGAAGGAGCUGCUGUGUUUUGGAACAUAAAAGACAAAACCAUGAAGCAUGUGAUGCAGGUUCUGGAGAGACAUGAGAUCCAGCCCUACGAAGUGGCACUGGUACACUGGGAGAAUGAAGAGCUUAACUACACAAAAACAGAGGGACAAUCUAAACUUCACAGAGGAGAAAUCAAGCUAAAUUCAGAGCUAGAUUUAGAUGACACAAUUCUGGAAAAAUUUGCUUUUUCCAAUGCUCUUUGCCUAUCAGUGAAACUGGCUAUUUGGGAAGCAACACUGGAUAAAUUUAUUGAAUCUAUUCAGUCAAUUCCAGAGGCUUUAAAAGCUGGAAAGAAAGUGAAACUCUCUCAUAAAGAAGUUAUGCAGAAAAUGGGUGAACUCUUUGCCCUAAGGCACCGUAUAAACUUGAGUUCGGACUUCUUGAUCACUCCCGAUUUCUACUGGGAUAGAGAAAACCUUGAAGAACUUUAUGAUAAAACUUGUCAGUUUCUUAGCAUUACUCGAAGAGUUAAGGAAUCUCUCCUUUUCAGAGUGGAGUCAGGAUUGUUGCGGUCAAACACAGUAUCACUGCAUGAAUAUGCAGGCUUCUUUCCUCCUCUCAUAACCAGCCUGCUUAAGCCUUGCUCCAGCCUAAGCUUAAUAAAGCCUGUUGUCACCUACACCCAUAAGCACUCGUUUUCAUGACUUCCACUUCCAUCAUUUCAUGGUAAUUUUCAGUCACACAUCUCUAGCCCCACUCCUUCAUUUGCCUUGGAAGUACUUCCCUAUGUCCCUCUUAAGUGUUGAUUCUUUUAUUCCCUACUAGUGCGUUAAGUUCUAUGACAUCUGCUAGGCAACUGCAUCACAUCUGUCUGUAGAAUAAAUGGUGGUUAGAUUUCAAAAGGAAAUUCAUUGUACUCCAGAUUUUGAAGCUUCUGUUUUGCCUUCAGCUUGUGGCAGGACCAGCUAGCCUAUUUAACUGUUCAGACAUCUUUUUCUUUUGUGUAUUUUGAGAUGAUCUUAAUAGGUAGCUCAGGCAGGCUUUGGAUUUGUGAUCCUCCUACAUCAGCCUCCUGAGUGCUGAAACUACAGGUGUACGCCACCAUGCCUGAUUUCAGACCACCUAUUUUUCCCUCCAUUGACAAAUACUGAAAUAUUGAAUGCUUAUGUGAGGCUGGAGGGAUGUCUUCGCAGGUAAGAGCACUGGCUGCUCUUGGACAACUCAGCUUUGUGAAGAGGGCUUCGAAUUCCCCUGGAACUGGAGUUAAGGACAGUUUGUAGCCUCCAUGUGGGUGCUGGGAAUCGAACCCAGGUCCUCUGCAAGAGCAGUCAGUGCUUUUAACCCCUGAGCCAUCAUCUCUCCAGCCCCCUCACGUUUGGUUCUUAACACCACGUGUUUCAACCACCACCAGACCCCAGUUCCAGGUGAUCAGACACUGUCUACUAGUCUCUAGACACAAGGUGCACAAACACAGUUGUAGGCAAAACACUCCUCCACACACAAAAAAAUUUUCUUAAAAAUUUUUAAGUCUAUGGCUGGGUGUGGUGGUACACACCUUUAAAUCUCACCACUUGGGAGGCAGAGACAGGCGAAUCUCAGGGAGUUCUAGGCCAGCCUGGUCUACCUAGUAAGUUCCAGGACAGCUGGGACUACAGCUUGCAGGAGGAGUGCUAUACCCAGCAUUCAAGUUCCUGUCACUCAGUAUGGGUCUACUCAGACUCCUGUCUCAUCUGGUCUGGUCUAAUUUCUCAGUAUUCUCUCAUUUACCAGUUCUUCAUCCUCUAGCCAGAAGACAUCUGUCUUACCAUUAUUAAGCCAUCACAAAAUUGAACAUAAGUCUCCCACUUACCUGCAGAACCACCAGAUUCAGACAUUAUAGCAGAAUGUAUUUGUUUGCUAUUCCUGCUGUGACAACUAAGCCUACAGGCUCCACACCACUUUAUCCUCUUAAGGUUGUGUGAGCCAGAAGCCUGGCACAGGUGUGAUCGCAGUAACAUGAGAAGCCGUAGCUGGCCUCAUUUCUUCCCAGGGGCAGCUGACAUCUGGCUGCCUUCCUCCAUCU